AGCGGCGGCGGCGGCGGCGGCGGCGGCCCGGAGCCCCCGAGCCCCCGGCAGGUGCGCCUGCCCUUCCCCGCGAUCUGAUUGGAUACAGUGGGGGCUCGACGGUGGCCGCCGUGGGACAGUGCGGCGGCGGCAGGGGUCUCGGAAACCAUGGGUUAUUGCAGCGGCAGGUGCACGCUCAUCUUCAUCUGUGGCAUGCAACUGGUUUGUGUGCUGGAGAGGCAAAUAUUUGACUUCCUUGGAUAUCAGUGGGCACCUAUCCUGGCAAAUUUUGUACAUAUUAUUAUCGUCAUUCUCGGUUUAUUUGGAACUAUUCAAUAUAGACCUCGUUACAUAACAGGAUAUGCUGUUUGGCUAGUCCUCUGGGUUACCUGGAACGUGUUUGUUAUCUGCUUCUAUUUGGAGGCUGGGGACCUCUCAAAGGAAACAGACCUUAUCCUGACUUUUAAUAUUUCAAUGCACCGAUCUUGGUGGAUGGAGAAUGGACCAGGAUGUACGGUGACAUCAGUGACACCUGCACCAGACUGGGCCCCAGAAGACCAUCGCUACAUCACGGUCUCAGGGUGUUUUCUGGAGUACCAGUACAUAGAAGUGGCUCAUAGUUCCCUCCAGAUUGUCCUCGCACUGGCAGGGUUCAUCUACGCCUGUUAUGUUGUGAAAUGUAUAACUGAAGAAGAGGACAGCUUUGAUUUCAUAGGUGGGUUUGAUUCUUAUGGCUAUCAAGGCCCUCAGAAGACAUCUCAUUUACAACUACAGCCUAUGUACAUGCAAAUUCCCUUGGAUAACAACUGAUAACAAAUUCUAUAUAUCAGCAUCAAGUGAUAUGCUGAAUUGCAAGCGAAGAUCAAAAUAGAAAGUCAAAAUAAUACAGAUGGCUUCAGUAUGUCAGCUCCUGGACCUUUCAAAGAACUUGUUUCACAGUGGCCUCCUGCAUUUUAUGAAGAGCAAGAAGCAACUGAGUUUAAGUAUAUAUACAUAUUAACAAAACAAAUAUAAAGCCUCCACAUACACUGGGACACACACGCACACGCACACACACCCAGAGGCACAUACUAAUUCCACUUGGCCUCCUCUUUCUAACUGAAACAAACAUGCAGGACAUGCCCAUCUCGGAUUUCCUGAAAGUAGGCUUCUUUCUCCCAGGCCUUUGGAAAGUUCCUAAGGAGACGUGUUGGUGCCCACUGCUGGCCGUCACUAACUCCUCUGCAGCCCAGCCAGUCGGCCUCUGCGAGCUGCGAAGUCACCCAGGGCGCGUUAGUUUGAGAGCCCUGUCUUCUGCACUCCAUACGUCUUGGUAGCACCACGGCUAUGUAGGCAAUGUGAUUGCAAAAACAAACGAAACAUGCCAUGAUGACCUAGUAACCGAAGUCCGAAAUGGCAGGUUGUUUGCCCUAAAGGCUAUACCGUACAUACUUGCCUUAACCCACCUAAGUUGUGCGCCCGAGUCUCAGUGCAGACCUCCCCAAGUCACUUCCUUUAGGCUAACACACUGCUAUUAAUUCCGAAUGAGUUCGAGUCCGUGUGUUUCAUGUCAAGAAACAAGACUGCGUAGCUCAGCAGCUCCAGUGUGUCUGUGUACAAAAACUGCCAGCUGUCAGCAAAGUGCUUUACCAUUGAACCUCCAUGGUGGCCAAAAACAGACAAACAAGUGACAGUAAUAACAACAACAACAAUAAUCGUCAUCUUUAUAAUUCUUAAAUGUGGUCUUCGGAAGGGGUUGGGUGGGACAAAGUAAAACUUAUUAAUCUACUAAGCUCAUUAACCUACUGGAAGCAGAGAGCAGUACUGGCUUAACUCACUGAUUUUAUUUGUCGCACUCUAGGUGCUUUUAUAAGUAUCUACAGAUGUCUUUUACUAACACAGAAACAGCUGUGGAUUUCUAUCAACAGAGGCCAACUGAAUAUGUAUUAGCUAUGUUUACUCUUUUAUAUCUAAUUCAAAUUGAAGACCCUACGUAGGUGAACCUUUUUUCCUAACUUCAGCGUACGAGAUUAUUUUUUGGGUGGGCGGGGGGGGCGGGGAGCAAUAGUUACCUUGGUGAAAUAUUUGAGAUCUCUUUGUGGUAUUUGGGGGAUCUGUUGUGUGUUAGAGUGUAUUUUAAUCCUCCUGUAUUAUUGUGGCAGAAAAACUGUGCUGUUAACGUAGUUGGCAACAAGAUGCCUUUGGAAACUUAUAGUAGGUCAAUGUGUUUAUGGAAUAUUCUGGAAUCCUAGGAAAUUUUGUUCUAUAUAUUCAAACAUUAUUUGGUUUUCAUUAGUGGAAAACAUAAUUAGCUCAGGCUUGUCAGGAACUCAGAAGAGUCAUGUUUUUUCUUGGAUCCACCCGAGAUGCUAAAUCAAUUUUUUUUUUAAACUGAUACAACAUCCUUAAAUGCAGUGAAAUUGAGACUUGAAAAGUUAUCAAUUGGCAUGGAGCAAUGUUUUCUCUUGGUUUCUAUGUAGUUUCAAGUAUUGGGUUAACCUACUUUGGACCUUAGCCCACCCAGAUCUACAUAAACCAGUCCCAUUACUGUGUUUGCAUGGAUGUCUGUGAAAUACAUGCAUCUACAUCUGAAAACGAUAAAGGAACAAAGGUGAUAUUGGAACAUAAACUACAAAAAAAAAAUGGUUCCAGCACUUGUGCUUGAAUUUUCUCAGUGGCUUGUAUAUGUUUGUCCAUACACAUACAUGUAUAAAAUCUAUAAUUGCAAACAUGUCAGUGAAACCUCAUACGAUGAUUUUAUAGUGACAUGCAUGUUUAAUGUAUGAGAAAAAUACUUACUAAUGUAUUGUCCUCUAACUCUUAAAAUAUAAAUACUAUACAUGCCAGAAACUGCUCUAAUGUGACUAUUAAUGUGACUAUUAAAAUGAGGUUUCACUGUACAUUCAUGCACCUAGAAGUUCCACCUUCUAGGACAUGUAUAUGGAUAGAGAUUUAAACGCACAGAGAACAAGCCCUCAUAUUCCUGCUUUAAGUUGCAGCCAAGCUACCACCUAAUCACUACUAUAUCAUCGCCACCAAAUUUUUCAAAAACAGUUGUUGACUACUAAAAAGUAAUCAGUGGACAGGUCUUUUUUUGGGAGCAGUGAGCACAGUAGUGUGAUUAUAUCUGGAAAAACAUCUAAGUUGUACAGCUGAAUCCUCCUCAAAAUCCGGUGAAGAAUGCUAUUUUUCUAGGCUGAGCUUUUGUUAUAAACCUAAUAUUCGGAAGGCAAGAGUUACAAUCCUGAUGUGUCCUUUUUUUUUUUUUUUUUGAGUUUGUUAAUUCUGAAUGUAUUUUUAACAGAGUGAUUUUUUUGACUUACUAGUGUAAUUUGCAUUUUAAAAAUAAAUGGAAAAACAAUUAA
Canis lupus familiaris (dog) is the source of this 3323-nucleotide messenger RNA. It is a transcript of the gene NKAIN2, whose product is annotated as sodium/potassium transporting ATPase interacting 2. The coding region runs from base 148 to 789 and encodes 213 amino acids. Gene Ontology annotation, biological process: regulation of sodium ion transport. NCBI's taxonomy places the organism in Eukaryota, Metazoa, Chordata, Mammalia, Carnivora, Canidae. The transcript is spliced from 8 exons. The record is from RefSeq and is a predicted model, not a curated record.